AUGUCAUUGAAAGUAGUGACUAUCAUUGGAAGUUACAGGGAGAAUGGGAUGAGUGCCAAAUUAGCAGCUAAGUAUGUAGAAGAGCUUGAGAAAACACAUCAAAUAACGAAUAAGACAUUUAAUAUUGCACAAAAUCAAUUGAAUGGAUGUCAUGGAUGUUUGGGAUGCAAAGCACACCCGGACCAAUUCUAUUGCUCGCAAUCCGACGAGUGCUUUGAAAUAUUAAAAGAAAUGGUUGAGGCUGAUGUGGUCAUUUUUUCAUAUCCCGUCUAUUGGUAUUAUAUGCCAGCACAAGUGAAAUUGCUCCUCGACAGGACUGUAUCUUUGUUCAAUUGGUCUGAUUUUUCUCCAAAAAAAUGUUUGGAGGAAAAGUUGAAAAAACUCAAAUUUGUCUGUCUGUGUACCUGUGGGUCGGAAGGUUUUGAAAAAGCUACUGAACCUAUUAAAAUGUUAGCUGGUAUGGUUCACGCGUCUUUUGAUUCGUUCCACGUCUUCGACUCACAAAAAGAAAACGAAAAACUCACGACAGUCGCGGACUUUGCAAAGAAAUUUUAA
This is a messenger RNA of Entamoeba invadens IP1, 555 nucleotides long. RefSeq lists its product as hypothetical. The record is from RefSeq and is a predicted model, not a curated record. The coding region runs from base 1 to 555 and encodes 184 amino acids. Lineage: Eukaryota; Evosea; Mastigamoebida; Endamoebidae. The transcript has a single exon.